This is a messenger RNA of Anolis sagrei ordinatus, 540 nucleotides long. The record is from RefSeq and is a predicted model, not a curated record. NCBI's taxonomy places the organism in Eukaryota, Metazoa, Chordata, Lepidosauria, Squamata, Anolidae.
CAGAGCAACCACAUGGACAUGGUCAAGUUGGCUUCCUACGAGGAAAUUGCCUCUCUCCCCUUGACAUCCUGGAACAUCCAUCAACCUGCCAAAAACGAUGGCCGGGAAGAAGCCUUGGCUGCUCCAGAGGGUCUUGAUCUCAUCCUUAUGCCGGGACUUGGUUUUGACAAACAUGGCAACCGACUGGGAAGAGGAAAAGGGUACUAUGACGCCUACCUGAGCAGGUGUAUGCAGCACCCCAAAGGAAAGCCGUACACAAUUGCCUUAGCUUUCAAAGAACAAAUGUGCGACGCCAUCCCCACAUCCGAAAAUGAUGUGAAAAUUGAUGAAAUCCUAUACGAAGAAAGUAAUUGCUGAUCACUUCAAUAAAUGCCGCAGAUGAACACAUGAGAAUGUUUGAAAAUGGAUUCUUAAACAUCCUUAUUCACCCUCAUUGUUGUGAUAUUGAGUGUUAACUGAUAUGUGUGAAUGGCUUUCCACAAGUGAUCUCCGACUUAGUAGUUUCAUUGUGUGUAGAAUAAUAAUUUCAAAUAAAGAAAU